UUGUUUCUUUGUACUUUGCGAUUUUUGCACAUUAUUAACUAUUCUUUCAACAUCACUCACUUUUCAAUCCUUGCGUAUGCAGAAUCUCCUACCCAUUUAUGUGUGUCCGUACGUGACUACUACUGCUACAAAUUCCAGAUUCGUCCCGGGGUAUUUAAUCCAAUACUUCAUGGAAAGCGGCUUUUCCAGCAGUUCGCUGUCGACACGUACAUCAAGAUUGAGAGCUCUCGUUUAGAUUUCAUACGUAAGAAUCAGGAUCGUUUAAGGGCAGACCUAUACCAGGGCUUGGUGGAUAGCAUGUUAGAUGGAGAUAUCAGAGCAGAAAAGGUUGGGAAGCGAACUGUGCUGUCUACGUCAUUUAUUGGUGGUCCUCGUGACAUGAAACGUCGGUAUAUGGAUGCUAUGGCUCUGGUGCGGAAGUUUGGUAAACCGGACAUCUUUCUUACCAUGACAUGUAACCCCAACUGGGAUGAGAUAAGGAGAGAGCUUCUCCCUGGGCAAACACCACAAGAUCGUCCCGAUCUUGUAGUGCGUGUCUUUCAUGCGAAGCUACAGGAGUUAAAGCAUAGGCUGACUAAACAGGAUAUUCUCGGUAAGGUCCGGGCCUACGUCUAUGUCGUGGAGUUUCAAAAGCGGGGUUUGCCACAUGCCCAUUUUCUACUCAUCAUGCAGAGGAAGUACAAGCUAACGUGCCCUGAGCAGUAUGACCUUUUGAUCUCAGCCGAGAUCCCACACAACAAGUACCCUGAACUACGAAAGAUGGUUAUCAAGCAUAUGAUGCAUGGCCCGUGUGGGUCGUUAAACCCUAACUGCCCAUGCACUAAGGGCCAUGUAUCGUGCAAGAAUCAUUACCCCCGGCCUUUCAGUGACACAACCUUGCAAGGGAAGGACUCAUACCCGAUUUACAGACGUCGUGAUGAUGGGCGUAAGGAAAAGGUUCGAGGGUGCGAAUUGGACAAUAGAUGGGUUGUCCCUUACAACCCUUACCUCCUUCGUCUCUUCAACUGUCACAUCAAUGUUGAGGCGUGCGGGAUGCCAUCGGCGCUGCGACGACUUUUUGCCACAAUACUGGUGUACUGUGAGCCAAGCGACGUGGCGGUACUCUGGCAGAAUCACCUAGAUGUUAUGUCAGAGGACUAUCAACACAGGAGUCAGGGUAAAACUCAUGUUGAGCAGAUGGUAUUGAUUGACAUUAGGAACAUGCUGCAGUCAAUGGGAAAGGACAUAAAGACAUUCCCUCUUCCUCCUAUCAUCGACGCAUAUGACGAUGCUAUUGGUACUGCUAGGGAGGUCUACGAGGAGGAAAGUAUCGAACCAGCAGUGGGAGAUGUGGCUCUCAAAGACUCUCUUAACGAGGAACAGAGGGUCGCCUAUGAUAAGAUUCUAUCUGCCGUGGACACUGAUAAGGGCGGAUUGUUCUUUGUGGAUGGACCUGGUGGCACCGGGAAGACUUAUCUAUAUAGAGUGCUGCUCGCGACGCUACGCAGCCAGGGCAAGAUUGCAGUGGCAACAGCUACAUCUGGCGUUGCGGCUUCCAUAAUGCCUGGAGGAAGAACCGCCCAUUCACGCUUCAAAAUACCUCUCACUAUUGACGAUGGCGCUGUAUGUAGCUUCACGAAGUAG
Messenger RNA from Zea mays, 1623 nucleotides. RefSeq lists its product as uncharacterized. The transcript is spliced from 2 exons. Gene Ontology annotation, biological process: DNA repair; telomere maintenance. NCBI's taxonomy places the organism in Eukaryota, Viridiplantae, Streptophyta, Magnoliopsida, Poales, Poaceae. The annotation marks the transcript as partial. The record is from RefSeq and is a predicted model, not a curated record. Gene Ontology annotation, molecular function: DNA helicase activity.